Molecule: messenger RNA, 2880 nt
Organism: Bipolaris oryzae ATCC 44560
Lineage: Eukaryota; Fungi; Ascomycota; Dothideomycetes; Pleosporales; Pleosporaceae
Exons: 3
Coding region: 1-2880 (959 amino acids)
Biological process (GO): protein export from nucleus; protein import into nucleus
Cellular component (GO): cytosol; nuclear envelope
Molecular function (GO): nuclear export signal receptor activity; small GTPase binding
Source: RefSeq, a predicted model, not a curated record
AUGGCCACAGACAUGGCUACUCUCUCACAACUCCUCCAGGCCAGUCUGGACCCCCGCCAGAACAAGCAGGCCGAAGCAGCCAUUGCCCAGGAACAGACCAAGCCCGGUUUCUCCCUCACACUCCUCCAGAUUGUCGCCUCGGACGCCAACCCGCAGACUACACGGUUAGCUGCCGCGCUCUACUUCAAGAACUUCAUAAAGCGGAAUUGGGUGGACGAAGAUGGCAACUACAAGCUGCCCGAGGACGAGGUCGUCGCAAUCAAGAGAGAGCUGAUAGGCCUCAUGGUCUCGGUGCCAGCAAGUCUGCAGGCCCAGCUCGGUGAGGCCAUCAGCGCCAUUGCAGACAGCGACUUCUGGCAGAGAUGGGACACCUUGGUCGACGAUCUGAUUUCGCGCCUUACCCCCGACAACACAGUCGUCAACAAUGGCGUACUUCAAGUCGCACACUCCAUCUUCAAACGAUGGCGGCCCCUCUUCCGUUCCGACGACCUCUUCACUGAGAUCAAUCACGUCCUGUCCAAGUUCGGCCAACCCUUCCUCCAACUGCUCGAAAACACCGAUGCCCUCAUCACAAACUCGCAGGGCAACCCCGAGACACUGAAGAACGCCUUUACCACGCUCGAUCUCUUGAUCAAGCUUUUCUAUGAUCUUUCAUGCCAGGAUCUGCCUCCCGUCUUUGAAGACCACAUCACCGUCAUCUCAGGACUUCUCCACAAGUACCUCACCUACGACAACCCCUCCCUACACACAGACGACGACACCGAGUCGGGGCCACAGGAGUAUGUGCGCGCCGGUAUUUUCGAGGCGCUCAUGCUCUACAUCCAAAAGUACGAAGAUGUUUUCGGUCCGCAUCUGGGCCAGUUCAUCGAGAGCACCUGGAGCUUCUUAAUGUCUGUCGGGCUAGAGACAAAGUACGACAUUCUAGUCAGCAAGGCGCUGCAGUUCCUUACCGCAGUGGCCUCGACACAACACGCCGCCGCCUUUAAUAACCAGGACGUCUUGGUCCAGGUGAUUGAAAAAGUCAUUCUGCCCAAUCUGACAUUGCGCGAGUCUGAUAUCGAAUUGUUCGAGGACGAGCCGAUUGAGUUCAUCAGAAGAGAUCUUGAGGGCUCAGACAACGAUACCCGCAGACGCGCUGCUACCAACUUCUUGCGCCAACUCAUGGCUCGCUUCGAGGGACUUGUCACGAGCACCUCCAAGACCUAUAUCGACGCCUAUCUCCAGGACUAUGCCAAGGACACUGCCAAUAACUGGAAGUCUAAGGACACUGCAGUCUACCUCUUCACUGCUAUUGCUGCAAAGGGUACCGCGACCGCUGGCCAGGGUGUAAUGAGCGUCAACGAAAAUGUCAACAUCCUCGAGUUCUUCCAGGCGCAUAUUGCCGCUGAUCUGCAAGCACAAGGUGCCUCACCAAUCCUCAAAGUUGAUGCCAUCAAGUUCCUCUACGUCUUCCGCAGCCAGCUAUCACCCGACCUGUGGCGUGCUGCCUUCCCGCUGCUCGUCAACCAACUAGGCGACGAAAACUAUGUCAUCCACACAUAUGCGGCUAUUGCUGUAGAACGCGCUCUGUUCAUGACUGACGCCAACCGACAGCCUAUCAUUCCCAAGGCUGACGUGGAGGCGUCGUCCAAGGAUCUUCUGGCGCACUUGUUCAAGCUCAUCACCAAGAACUCUGCCCCUGAGAAGAUUCAGGAAAACGAGUUCCUGAUGAAGUGUGUUAUGCGUGUGCUCAUUUUCGUGCGCGAUGGCGUUUUGCCAAUUUGCGAAACAGUUCUCCAGAACUUCAUCAACAUUGUCAAAGUCAUCAGGCACAAUCCCAGCAAUCCCCGCUUCCAAUACUACCUAUUUGAGGGCAUAGGCGCGCUCGUUCGAUUUGGUGCGCCCAAGCACCCUCAGUUCUUCGAAGAGAAGCUGUAUGAGCCGUUUGCGGCUUGUCUGCAGGCUAAUGUCGAGGAGUUCUCUCCCUACAUCUUCCAAAUAUUCUCUGCACUGCUCGAAGCGAACCCCUCUGGCGAGCUCAGCGAAUACUACAGAAGCCUAUUUGCAAUCAUCAUCCAGGGUGCCGUCUGGGAGCAGCGUGGUAACGUACCUGCAUUGGCCCGUCUCCUCAGCGCCAUGGUUUCUCGCGAUGCCCAACACAUUGUCGCCAACAAGCAUUUGGAACCCAUUCUGGGUAUUUUCCAAAAGCUUGUCACCAGCAAGGCACACGAAACUUAUUCAUUCGAGCUCAUCGAGUCGGUCGUCGCUAAUAUCCCAGCCGAUGCACUCCAGCCAUACUUUGUCACUAUUCUCCAGCUGAUGCUGACGAGGUUGUCCAACAUGAAGACGGAGAACUUCCAGCAACGCUUCAUUGCCUUUUACCACUUUGUCUCGGCCCGACUGGAUAAGGGGCUUGGCACUGAUUUCUUCAUCAGUGUCACUGACCAGAUUCAGCAUGAUGUUUUCAAGCCCAUCUACUUGACAGUGAUCUUGCCCGAUACUCAGAAACUUGCACGUCCCACGGACCGCAAAACUGCCGUGGUAUCCUUUACCAAGACCCUUGGUGAUUCGCAAGCGUUUGUCGAUCGAUACCCCAAGGGUUGGACACUUACGACUCAGCGAUUGAUUGAGCUCUUGGUCAAUCCACCCGUUCCCACAGCCGCGGACGAUAUCAUCCCCGAUGCUGACGUCGAUGAGCUUGGCUUUGGUGUUGGCUUCACACAACUCAACACGUGCAAGAAGGCACCUCGUGACCCAUUUCCCGAGAUUGCCGAUGUCAAGCAGUGGGUCAGUCAGUAUCUCAAGGACGCAGACGCGCGUCAUGGAGGUCGCAUUGUCAAGAUUGUGCAGGAGCGACUCGACGAUACUUCGAAGCAGGCAUUGGCAGCAUAUCUUAGUUAG